UAACUUUCUUCCUCUUUCCCUCCUCUGCUCUGCCAAUCGAUUGCUGUUCUUUCUCAUGGCUUCCAGAAUCUCACUCGACCCAACCCCAGUUGGAAAAUUCCCAAAACACCCACAACAAUUACCUCUUUUUGCUAUUUCACCGCUGGGUUUCCAUCCAAAGACCACUUCGUUCAGGACCAUUUUAAGCUCUAGAGAAGGAUUACCAGUACCACAGCCACUUCGAGCUGUCAAAGAAGAAGUUAUCGAAUCUCUGAAUUCAGAAUCGACCCGCGAUUCCCAAACUACCCCUCCUUCUUCUACUAAAUUUGUUCUCGUUGUUGGAGGCUCCGGUGGUGUUGGGCAAUUAGUAGUGGCAUCUUUGCUGAACCGGAAGAUCAAGUCGCGCCUACUACUACGUGAUCCUGAGAAAGCAACAGCAUUAUUUGGUGAACAAGAUGAAGAGACUUUACAGGUACGUAAAGGGGAUACACGGAACCCAGGAGAUCUUGAUCCAUCUAUAUUUGAGGGUGUAACGCAUGUCAUUUGCUGCACAGGGACAACAGCAUUUCCUUCAAAGAGAUGGGAUGGGGAUAAUACACCAGAAAAAGUAGAUUGGGAGGGUGUGAGGAAUCUUAUAUCUGCACUGCCUUCAUCAGUGAAAAGAGUUGUUCUUGUUUCUUCAAUUGGUGUAACCAAAUGCAACGAACUGCCGUGGAGCAUUAUGAACCUUUUUGGAGUUCUCAAAUAUAAGAAGAUGGGGGAGGAUUUUCUUGAAAAAUCUGGUCUACCAUUUACAAUUAUCAGAGCAGGUAGAUUGACAGAUGGACCUUACACAUCAUAUGAUCUAAAUACUUUGCUCAAAGCAACAGCCGGGCAACGACGUGCAGUCCUUAUUGGGCAAGGAGAUAAAUUAGUUGGUGAGGCUAGCAGACUUGCAGUUGCUGAAGCUUGCAUACAGGCACUGGACAUAGAAUUCACUCAGGGCAAAGCUUAUGAAAUCAACUCAGUUGAGGGUGAAGGACCAGGAAGCGAUCAGCAAAAGUGGCGAGAACUAUUCAAAACUGCUGAAACCCAGUAGUUAAAUCUGGAUAAAAAUUUCCACAUCAUUCAGCUACUUCCUUCACACGUACCUAUACAGAUACUGUUUAGAAAAGUAAAUUUUAUAUACUCUAUACUGCCUAAAGCUGUAAAUAACCAAAUAUGUAUCAAAUUCCUUCUCUGGUUAUUUUAUGUAUCAAAUUCCUUCUCUGGUUA
Molecule: messenger RNA, 1233 nt
Organism: Ziziphus jujuba (common jujube)
Lineage: Eukaryota; Viridiplantae; Streptophyta; Magnoliopsida; Rosales; Rhamnaceae
Exons: 9
Coding region: 56-1057 (333 amino acids)
Source: RefSeq, a predicted model, not a curated record